Molecule: messenger RNA, 9114 nt
Organism: Temnothorax curvispinosus
Lineage: Eukaryota; Metazoa; Arthropoda; Insecta; Hymenoptera; Formicidae
Product: SAM and SH3 domain-containing protein 1-like
Exons: 16
Coding region: 1848-5387 (1179 amino acids)
Molecular function (GO): protein binding
Source: RefSeq, a predicted model, not a curated record
UGCCGCGUCGCGGUAGUGUCGUACUGUGGUGCAUCGUCUCGCGCGUUCCGUCGAAUCACGACGAUGACGUCUUCCUCGGUCUGACUGUGUGCGACGCGCGUUCAUCGCGAAGAUCACCGGCCACGUUUAUUCCGUAUCCCGUCGUCGUCGUUGUUCUCGUCGCCGUCGAUCGUCUCGAUUCGCACGCGGGCCGGUCGGGCAAGCCGCGCGUCAGGGAUACCAACGGACCCUCGCCGUUCGUUGCCGCCGCCGUCGUCGUCGCCGUCGCGUUUUUUUUCGGCCCCCUUCGAAAUCUCUCGAUCGCGUCCUCGACCGGACGACCGUUUUCCAGUGCGCGUCGCAGCGCCCCGCUCGUGUGUCCGUGCGCGAAGGGGGAAACUUCAACGCGUGGAAUAGCCGGCCGUGACCGUCGCGAGUGACUGCACGAGGUUUCUGCGAGGGAGAAGCCGUGGUUUUCGAAGAAAUUGUCGGGGCGAGCGAUCGCGCGCGUCGUAACGUCGGCCGGCGUACGCGUUCGAAUUUUUGUCUUCGUCGUGCGUUUGGUGCGUGUGCGUGACAUUCAUCGGUGGCGAGUAACCGACGCGGACUCGUCUCUACCUGUCGCGUGAACGAGAUUCCAAGUGACUGUGGCGCGAGUUUCAAAGUCGCGUCGGUCUGAAGCGAGCGACGAGUCGCUCUCUCCGCGCCGACUUCACCCGGUGGCCAGCCAGUGCUCUCAACGGAAGGAUCCGUCCACGUCGUUCGUCUUCGGUGAUCUCGACGUCGAUCUCGCCGUGAUCCCACGGUCGUCUUCCAGCCGAAGAGAGGACUCGCUCGCGGACUUUUCGCGGAUCGCCCAGAUUCUCGGAACGAGAGACUCGCCGGGUUUCUCUCACUUCGUCGCGACAAGUGCGGUGUGAAGAUAAGCGCGUUCCGUUCCCGCAUCGAUCGACGAUCGCGCGACUUUGGCGAAUCAGGUGAUAAUCUCUCGCGAGUGCGCGAUGUGAUUCCAACGACUUUUAUUUGAAUUAGAGGUACGUCUUUCGCGCUCGCGCGGCGCGUAAAUAGCGAAAAAAGUCGCGUCACCGAGCAGCGGCGUGCCGGAUUAGAUUUCGUCGGUGACGGGAGAAAGCAAGAGGCACAGAGGCGCAAAGAAGAGCGAAAGGUGCGGGAUUUAUCGAGAUAAGCUCGGGGCUGCUGUCGUAUGUGCGCCGGGAAGGACUGACACUCUCGUGUGUGUGUAUAUGUGUGUGUGCGCGUGUGAUCUCUCGAAAAUUUCCCCAAAUCUUUCCGCGCCUGUGUUUCUCGCCCUCCAGCUUUUGCGUCUUGUCGGAAACGCGGACGGGAGACGCGCGUAAGCUCUCGGACACGUCGGCGAGACGACAAAGAGAGAAGGGAGAGCGACAGCGAUCUCGAGUCUGUCGCCCGUGUAUCUCGCGAUGAGCCGAGGAGCGGUACAUGUCGAGCGGCGAGCGUGACCGCCGCAAACUACCUCCCUCCCCUCGUCGACGCCCCGCGUGUUUCAGGGUCGCCGGCGAGACGACCCUCGUUAAUACCGCAGCCGAUCGUGGGAGGAGAAUGUCGCGCUAGAAGAAGACGGCAGACGGGGCCUCCGAUUUACUCGCUAAAUCGACCGAGUGAUUACAUUGGUCGAUCCUCGCGCGCGCCUCGAUGGACGUUACAUCGUCGUCUGGGAGGCGGCCUCGCGGGAUGGUAGUAGCCGCCGACGACGACGAGUGCAGCGGAUAAUAAAGCCGAGCUCGUCGCGACGAGGAGCGGGCGCAGGAGGAUAGGACGGUUUUGAAGAGAGGCGAACGAGAGCGGGGGCGUAGUCGGAACCCACGCGUGAACAACGUGAGAGCAUCAAGAUGACCAUGGCAAGUAACAUCGUGGUCGAGUGGCUGCGAUCGCUUCAUCUCGGCCAGUACUCGGAGUCGUUUAUCGACAACGGCUACGACGACCUUGAGAUCUGCAAGCAAAUCGGCGAUCCGGAUCUCGAUGCGAUCGGCGUGUUUAAUCAGAAGCACCGCGCGCGCCUGUUGCAAUCGGUCAAGACCCUGCGCGAGGAAGGCGCCGCGAGCGUGUACUUCACGCUGGAGGAGACGACCAACGACAACAGCUGCGACAAUAUCAGCUCCAAGUCGUCGAGGACGUCGUCCGACAGGCCACCCAGCGACAAGGAGGCGCAGCGUGCGUCGCCCACGGCCAGCUCCUCCAGCGGCGGUCAGGAGCUGACCAAGUUCGCGGACGAGUACGAGGAGGGCAAGGCCGAGCUGGUGAGAAUUCCCAGGAUGCAGCUGAGGAUGUUGCUGCAGGAGAAGCUGAGACACGACGGCAUCAGGCUGGCCUGCCAACCGUACACCACACCGGAGGGCGAGAGGGGGUAUUUGGAAGGGCUCGCUUCAAGAUAUGCAGAUCUCUUCAGGACACAUUACGGGGAUGUCCUUGAGCCGCUCGAGGAGCUACGCCGGCGAGAAACAAACUCUUCCGCCCGAAUCCCCAACACUCAGCUCACCACCAGUCAUUCACAGCCCAUUUACGUGCCCGGAAAAUACUCGCCCUCGAGCUGCCUCAGCGACAAGGAGGAGGACGAAAUCUAUGGCUUCGGAUACGGGGUCUUCAGCAGGCAGAUGCUCCAACAUCGACAGCAGAAGCUCGCGCUCGCCACACAAAACACGACCACCGCCGUGACACCGGGUGGACCUCAGGCAACCUACCAAAGUUGUCUGAGCCCGAGAUCUGCGUUCUUCUACGAGUUCCCUCCUAACGAGCAAGGACAAAACACGAGCAAGAAGAAGACAACGUUUUCGAGAUUACUACGAGGAUUGAAGACGCACAGAAAAGAGAAACAAGGCCAGCAAGCACAAGGCUCUCCUAGGCAUGGUCGUGCAAGGAUGGGCGUUCCACAAAGAGUAGACACACCUGACAGUGUUCUGCAAAGCGGUUUGGGUCUCGGCCCCGACAUGGGACACACGAUUCUUCGUUCGAUGGUGGAUCCUCGAGAUUACGAUCGACUAAGGUACCUACAGAUGAACGGCGGUCAACCAAAUAGUUUCGAAGAAACCAUUCACAGGCUGAAAGUUCAAGAGGCGCUGCGAAAGAAAGAGCGGUUUCACAAAGAGCACGAAGAGAUACUGAGGGAUAUCCGGCAGGGUUUAAUGCAGCUAGGACGAGACGGACGAGGUCAGCUCCCUGGGGAUGAUACGUACAUGUAUGACGAAGACGCGCGAUGCGGAGGUGCAGGUGGUUUAGGUCCCGGACCAGGCGGUCAUUGGUAUGACGAACCACCUUAUGAAUCGGAUCCCGAAGACUUUCUUAUGGGGGCUAGUGGCGGUCCGGUACCUACCGCGACCAUCCAGAAUGGAAGGGUGUGUUUCACGCUGAAUAUGAGGCCGGAAAAUCGAGGCGAGGGUGUAAUCUCUCUUCGAACAGCCGGCGAUAUCAGUUUGCCACGCGAUCGUUCGAGGAAAGGUGCGACGUCGACGAUGCGGGGUCUCAUCGUUCCUCAGGGUCACAAUAAUCCGCCGACGAUUAUACCCUUAACGCAUUCAAGGGCUUCUCGUGAGAGCGGAGAUUACGCGAGUAGCGACGUGCAGAGUGUGAGCUCGAGACUGUCGACUGUGUCGGUGGACACGAGUAGGAGCGACCAGCCUCCGGUGGGCGGUCGCCACCCCGAUCGGCCGGAGCAUCACCACGAGCACCGUCACAACCAUCGCCAUCAUCACGAACAUCACCACUCGGUCUCACCCCGACCCAAUCAGCGUCACCCCGCCGCCACUAGCACGACCGUUACCAACACCGUCACCGACGCAACGUCACCGCAAAGCAACGCGCAACGCCGCCCGGUUCCCAGAUAUAGUCGGAGUAGCGGCGAGGAGGGACUAUCGCCGAGCCAGAGUAGCGACUAUGAGGAUCAAGAAGAACUCGAGAGUCAACACUCGGCCGCCGUGCAUACAUCGGAGGCGAGCGCGCUGCUCGAGGGCGACGCCAGAGCGGGUAUCGCAGGCCGCGCGAGGAAUUUGAGGCACGACGUGCAGCGAAAGAUCUCGAGGCUGCGCCAGGAUCGCGCGUCCUCGGAGGCGUUCCCGUGCAGCGCGAGCAGCGUCGAGAGCCUGCCGAGUGGUAGCGGCUCGAGCACGCAGGCUCUGGUACGCGCGGGCAGCAAUCACAGCUCGAUAUCCUGCGAGGACAGAGAUGCGGUCAGCCCGACGUCCAUCGGCCCCGUCCUGUGUCGAGCGAGGGCACUCGUGGACUACACGCCCAGUCCUUACGACAAGGACGCGUUAAAGUUCAAGAAGGGGGACGUAAUCGACGUGGUACAGAUGAACAAGAGCGGGCUGUGGAAGGGCGUCGUGCACAACAGGAUAGGCCACUUCAAGUUCAUAAACGUCGAGAUACUGAACGACAGGGUGCCCAGACGGGGGGAACCAGAACGGGGCAAGUGGGGUCAGAGAUACAGGCAGAAGCCGGGUUCCGUUCAAGAGCUCUUGCAGAGAAUGAAUCUUCAGGAACAUAUUCCAGUUUUUGUGCUGAACGGAUACGAGGAUCUGGAGCUCUUCAGGGAGUUAGAGGCCGCGGAUCUGGACUAUUUGCGUAUACAUCAACCCGAGCAUCGUGCCAAGAUACUCACCGCCGUGCAACUCCUACACGAUCUUCAGUCGGGCAGCGAGGGUGACCUGGCCUCGAGUUCAGAGGGCGACGAGGUCAGUCGUCUGGUCUUAACCUCCGGCCAGACGUCUGGCCACUGUUCCCCGUUUAACCGACGCCAGUUCCCACGGGACUCCGGCUGCUACGACGCGCACAAGAAUACCACCAGUCGACGGACCAUCAGCCCGGAAACAACUACGACGUCGACGAAGCUGUCGAGGGAGAAUAAUCUAGACGGCGCAACGGCCGCCACGAAGAACACCAACAGUACUGUCGCUACGGAUGGCGGUCUACCUGAUCCGAAGGACGACUUUCAUCCCAAUAUACCGAUUUCCGGCUCGGUGGCGAGCCAGAAAGAAGGCCAGUUUGAGAAGUCGCCGUUACUGCGAGGUGGCAACGUGCGGUACAUCGCGAAGAGGGGCAAUUUUGGCGACACGGUGGUGAUCGAGGACGCCUGCGAGAGCAGUCAGAAACUGGGCGGCAUGGUCAAGUACAUGGUCGGUGGUACCAGCGAUCUGGGCCUCGAAGGCACCGGCAAUGUCACUGGGCUCAGCCAGCGCGGUUGCCUCAGCGAGAAGUCCAGCGAUUCCGGUGUCAGCUCGUCCAGCAUUAGCUCAGCACCUCCGCCCAGGGACAAGAUACUCGCUACCGCCAGCGCCGCGUCGGAUUCGCCGACCAAGAACUUCGGUAGCUUUAGCAGAGCGUCGCCGACUUCCCAGGGCGGUAAUAAGAGUCAGAACAAUGACGGGAGUUACCAAUGAAAAGAGCGGCAAUAAAUCGGUAGGCCGGCAAGACGCGGCGCGACUUUAGCUCGAAGAUAAGGGGUACAAAAAUAAGGGUAUCGCGCAAUUUUUACCGACAAUGGAGCGGCCUUAGUUCGGAUUUAGAGGGUUACGCGAUCACAAUCGUCUUCAGGCUGCGGUGCCUACGAUUCGUCCACGAGAUACUUGGGCAAUAUCGGGAUCAUGAAUAUCUCGUACAUUUUAUAUCCAACGAGAAAUAUCGUUCCCGAAUAAGCGAUCCCGACGAGCGUAAUACUUGGUAAUAAGAUAUUUCUUCCAUUUCGGAUGACUCGCGGAGUUUAAGCAAUUCUAACGAAAUUGCUAAUAGAUAAUAAUUGACAGUUGCCGCUGUGUCCGCUCGUUGCGACGAUUAACGUGCGCUCAAUCGCGUCUCGACUUGAAAUAUAUCUCGCAAAACAGUAUCUCAUUUUCCUUUUAUUGUUGUUGGCAAAGUACCCCGAGGAUCUGUCUAACUUUAUUUGAUAAUUUUUGUCAUGAGCGCGAAUGGAUCUUUCCGAUAUUAAUGUCGGGGGGAACAUUUUGUUACUCCGUGUCUUUGGACGCGCGAUGGGAAGAAUUUCGCGAAACGAGCGAAAUUCUAGCAGUUGUAACAAGGGCUCCCCGGAGCAUCGGCUAAGUUUCUUCGCGUCUACGUCCGCUUUCGGUCCAAGCGAGAUGCAUUUCGAAUAGCUCUCGGCAUCUUGAAACCGCCAAGUCACAUCGCGCCUACAUAUAGCCGUGUAAUUAACAAUAAGUGAAUACUAUGUGAUACAAUAGCAAUAUAACGAUCGAUUAAAUUCGAAUAGGUAGAAAAGAAAAGGGAGACACAACGGCCGGUGACCAUCACUUGCGUUGCGCGAAUCGUCGUCACGAUCCCAUUACGUACAAUAAAUAAAGACGAAAGGAAGAGGAAGAAAAAUAAAACACGAACGAAGAUUCGAUAUAACGUUAUGCGUCCGUUAGUUUUGAUUUCGCGUGCGAUAUUAUCUGUCGGUUUCAUCUUCGUCUGGGACGACCUCGCGAUUAAUCACUACAAAUACUAUAUAGCUCGCCCGACGAGCGUUCGUCAAAAACUGCCAGCGUUAUCGAGUUCUCGUCUCUCGUUGAACGGCGAUCUCUUAUCGUAUAUUUUGGACUCGCUCUUUGUACGUUCGUUCGAUCUCGUCGCGUAGAAGACGCGCGCGAACGAAAUAGUUACGAGUCAUCCCGAGACAUUCGAGACAAUUUUUCGCUUUUACACGGCGCGCAAACUCGUGAGGAUCCAUCUUAUGCGGUAAUAGAGAAAUAACGAAUUCGAUUAUCACAGGAUGCCUUACGAGCGUUUUUUACUUAGUUUAUUUACGCGACUUUUCAAUAAAACCCCGGUACUCGAACUUGCGAGGAGAUAUCCUCCCACUUACUUUCCACUGUUCGCAUAUAUAAUUUUAUACGGAAUAGUGCGAGAACCUGAAGUCUCCAUGGAAUGCGGCGCCGAUUACGCCGCAUUCGUCACUCGGACUUUGCGUGCUAUUAACGACGGACAAUCCCCCAUCGUCGAUGCGACUCGUCAGUUUCUUCGAUACGAUGGUAAACCAUGUACAUGUGUGUAUAUUGACCACGCCACGGGAGGAAAAACGUUGAAAGUUACAGAGAUUUUGUAUGUACAUAGAUAAAUAUUACGCGUAGGACUUAACGAUGUUUUGUAUUGACCUUGCCCGUUUGCCAAAACUUAAGACUAUAGACUAUAUACAUAUACGCGAUAUACACAUUAUAUCGUACCGUUGGAUCUUAUGUACAUCUCUUGUAUAGUGUAAAAUCAUAGAUGAAUUUUAUGAGACGCGGGAGCGCAAUCAGAGAAUCAGGGCUGCGAGAAACAGGUACGGGAGAGGCCAAGAAGCCCGAUGGGAUAAUAAUAAAUCUUAAGUAAUAAUUUAAGCUGUUACGAGACGCAGCGACGACUCGACGAAGCGCAUUAUUAAUUAAAAUAGGAGAAAAAAAAGUUUAAGUACACGAGAGAGGAACGCGCGCCCGCCGCGAACGUACGAUCGAAACAAUAUCGGCGGAUAGCUUGCGGAAGCGAUCAGUGCUAUUAAAGAGUUAUCGCGAUAUCGUAUUACGAUAAACGCUACAGUCACAUAUUGACAAAUUAAUUGAAAAAGUAUCUGAAAGAACAAUUGGUGUUCACGAUUUCAAUUAUCUUAUAUGAUCAAGAGAUAACAAUCGGCAAGUGUUAAGCAAGUGUAUGUAUAGCUUCAGAAGAACACGAAUGAAUAAACUAGAUGGCAUGAAUUAACAUGUACUGGAAGUGAGCCAAGCACGGCGAUAUUUCCAUAUAAAUUAAAGUGAUCGAUAAUUCGAGAUUAGGAAGCUGCCGCCGUGACUUCGAUGUUUAUCGUAUCUAAAGUAUUAUCGCGAUAACGAGCUAUUGAAACUGAAAGUGUUUCGCACGACACACGUACACUUUUUACACAAAUAUCUCGCCAUCCACGUAACGUAGAGCGUGCUUCUUCUGCAAUGUCAUCGCGAUGUCGAUCGCGAUCCACGAGGAGCGAAUCCGAAGGAGGGACAAUGAAAUACCCAAUCGGCCCGGAAAUCGGCUGUGAUUAGACCGAACGAGUAGAGUCGCAAGUUGCUUCCAUCAACGUCGAGAUUGAUUAAUGCGAUUAACGCUCGAUCGCGGUCGCAGCGUACGAUUUUCGUGCCGAGACCGAAGUUUCGCAAUAUCGAGAUUUACGUCGCGUCCCGCCCGCGCAUAAGCUCCAUCAGCGGGCACUUUUUUUAUCGAGUUUGUGCGAUGAUCCGACGAUCCGAAAGAGAGGGAGGGAGGAGGACGUAUCCGAUAAACGGUACGUCGAUUUCGGUGAUGUCUGCUAGUUUAUCCGUUCCAUCGAGAGUACCAACAUGUGUAGAGAAUGAGUGAAGUGGUUGUUAUUAAAGGAAGGGCUGAAACAGGAGGGAUGAGAGGGUUGAUUGAAAAUUGAGUAUGCGCUUAUGUGUGUGUGCGUGUAAUGAAGAGUAUGUGUGUGUAUGAAAGAGAAAGAAAGGGGGAGAAAAGGUAAAAGCGAGAGGGACGACGCGAUGUUAAAUUUAGUAACGAGUUUAUGAGAGUACGAAUAGACACGAUAGUGAUUUUAUUUAGCUCGGGAGAAAAAAAAAUACGCAGCAUUUGAUGUAAAGUAAAAUUCAUUCUAAUCGUAGACCCAAGGCGCAGUAAUCGAAAAAAAUAGAUAAUUUAAGCGUACCUUAAGAGGAGAAGCGAGUCGUUGAACGAAAGAAGGCCUAUGGCGUCGCCUCGCACGACCCUCCGAGACGGCGAAGCGCGAUCGCUUAGAUAAAUUUAUUCGUCGAUCGAGAACGCCACGAAGCGCGGCGCUUAGGGUCGAAUGAGAAAUUAAGCGUUUACGUAGCGGUCUAGUCCAUUCUUCUCGCGUGAUUAACGAAUAUAAUGUACAUAAAGUAAUAAAAACAAAAAUGAUGAAGAACACAACAGAUUCUAGAGAACGGCGAGACGCGGGCGCGAAUUAGCGCGCAUCGCCGUUACCUUUUUAUAAGCUGAUUUUGUAUUUAUUGAUUAAUUGCGGGGUUUAUAGAGAUGGUCACACACAAAUCACACGUAAUUCUCAUCGUCCCUCGGUUCUCGUAAUGAUUUCUAACGAUAAGUGUUAAUUUAUUGACUGUGAAUAGAAAUAAACGAUGGAAGAGAUUCAAAUGAGAAUCAUCUCUCGUA